UGUGCCCAAAGAAUGGCUUGCAGGGUUGGCAAUGUCGCCUCUCCCUUUCUCAUUUCCAAACGACACAAAAACACUCGCACACUCACAAAUCAGUCUCUCUCUCUCUCUCUCUCUCUCGGCAGUUAAGCUGCUCCAAUCUCUCCACCUACUCUCUCUCUCUCCAUUACAUUCCUUCAUUCAUUGCAAGUUGUUCUUUGUAAAGCUUGAAGCUUGUUUUGUUGCUAUGAAACCAUUUGCUCUGAUUUUCUGAGGAGAAAGAGAAAAUCAGCUCAGAAAGAAGUAAAAGAUGCCGCUGGUGAGGUUUCAGGUGCGGAACGAGUACAGCUUGGGGCAGCCUCAGUUAUACAAGGAGGUAAACAGAGAAGAUCCCAAAGCUGUGCUCGACGGCGUCGCCGUCUCUGGCCUCGUUGGGAUCUUACGCCAAUUGGGGGAUCUUGCCGAGUUUGCAGCAGAGGUCUUUCAUGGCUUGCAAGAGCAAGUGAUGACUACAGCUUCUAGAAGCCAUAAACUGAUUGUUCGUGUGCAACACAUUGAAGCUGCACUUCCUUCCCUCGAGAAGGCUGUACUUGCUCAAACAAGCCACAUACAUUUUGCUUACACCGGUGGUAUAGAGUGGCAUCCUCGUAUUCGAAAUGAGAAAAAUCAUUUGAUCUACAAUGACUUGCCGCGUUUUAUUAUGGAUUCAUACGAAGAAUGUCGGGAUCCUCCACGUUUGGAUUUACUGGACAAAUAUGAUACUGGUGGCCCAGGAUCUUGUUUGAAGAGAUAUUCAGAUCCAACCUUUUUCAAAAAAGCAUCAGCUAUCCCUGAUGAAGAAAAUGUUGAAAAAGUCCGAAGAUCUAGGAAAGCUCAAAGAAGCAAGAAGAAAAGAGGAUCACAACGUAAUGGAGAUGUAUUGCGUGGUGCAUCAGCAUCUAAUCGCAGUAGCAGAAUGCAACAUAUUUCUCCCAUUGUAAAUGGGCGAAGCUCAUCUUCUCAAACUGCCUCUACAGCAGACAUGGCAUUAAAAUCUGACCUGGGAGACAAUUCCAUUUCUUUUGAUUCAAGAACUGAGUUGGGAUAUAUUGAGUAUGCUGCCCAUCCAACUUCCUCCAUGCAAGCUGAAGAACAUGAAUCCAAGGAAUCACCUACUUCUAAGUUGGUGCAACAUGAUGAUACUAUUGAUUCUGUUUCGCCUGCUGAUCAAACUGGAUUUGUAGGUGAUAACUUUCCUGGAAGUUCAUUACAGGAUCAAGUUACCUCUGGUUCAUCUUGUGUUAACUGGGAUGAGAAAACAGAGAUAGUGGAUCCAAAAUGUCAACAAAAUGGUAUAGAUGAAAAUACAGAGAUACAUCCAACAAAAGAUGACUUGGAUGCACAUGAAGCCGGAGCUGGUAACUUUAGAAUUGUUGAGCGAAUGGAUGCCCUCUUUGUUGAUGAAAACAUUGUGGAAUCAAUUUUGAUCAGGAAUCAGACUGAUGAAAUUGAAAGUGAACCAGACAAUUUCAUGGAUGCUCUUAACACCAUUGAAUCAGAAUCUGAAACCGAUUUAGAUUGUCAAACAAAACGAGAAGUUGAACAUUUCGCCUCUGUUGUCAGCAACAAAGAACCAUACGGGGUGCAUGACAUUAGCCUCGAUUGUUCAGGCCUUCAAACUACAACUUUUGAAUUUCAUACUUCAACAUCUUACAUUUCCUUCGAAGCAGAAGUGCCGACAGAUCUGCCAAACUCAGCCUUGUCAGAGAGUCCUACACAUAAGCAGAUGCCUCAGAUAGACAUGGAACCUUCUAAUCCAAACCACACUGUAGGCACCAAUAGUGCUGACAUUUUUUAUGGUUCAUGGUUAGAAUCUGUUAGUGGUGAUUCAACAUCCUCUGGCUCCGGAACUACUAACUUGGAGGAUAAGACCAUAAGCAGUUUAUAUAUUCCUCAAGAAUCUCCUGCUGACAUUUCCAGGAGCAAUUCAACAUCUCCUUCCUCUGGAGCUACUAACGAGCAGGACAAGACCAUAAGCAGUUUAUGUGAGGCUCAAGAAUCCCCUGCUGACAUUUCCAGGAAUAAUUCAACACCCUCUGGCUCUGGAACUACGAAUGUGAAGGAUGAGAUCACAAGCCGUUUAUGUGAGUCUCAAGAAUCCCCUGCUGACAUUUCCAGGAAUAAUUCAACACCCUCUGGCUCUGGAACUACGAAUGUGAAGGAUGAGAUCACAAGCCGUUUAUGUGAGUCUCAAGAAUCCCCUGCUGACAUUUCCAGGAAUAAUUCAACACCAUCUGGCUUUGGAACUACGAAUGUGAAGGAUGAGAUCACAAGCCAUUUAUGUGAGUCUCAAGAAUCCCCCGCUGACAUUUCCAGGAAUAAUUCAACACCCUCUGGCUCUAGAACUACGAAUGUGAAGGAUGAGAUCACAAGCUGUUUAUGUGAGUCUCAAGAAUCCCCCGCUGACAUUUCCAGGAAUGAUUCAACACCCUCUGGCUCUGGAACUACGAAUGUGAAGGAUGAGAUCACAAGCCGUUUAUGUGAGUCUCAAGAAUCCCCUGCUGACAUUUCCAGGAAUAAUUCAACACCCUCUGGCUCUGGAACUACAAAUGUGAAGGAUGAGAUCACAAGCCAUUUAUGUGAGUCUCAAGAAUCCCCUGCUGACAUUUCCAGGAAUAAUUCAACACCCUCUGGCUCUGGAACUAUGAAUGUGAAGGAUGAGAUCACAAGCCGUUUAUGUGAGUCUCAAGAAUCCCCUGCUGAAAUUUCCAGGAAUAAUUCAACACCCUCUGGCUCUGGAACUAAGAAUGUGAAGGAUGAGAUCACAAGCCGUUUAUGUGAGUCUCAAGAAUCCCCUGCUGACAUUUCCAGGAAUAAUUCCAUAAAUUUCUGGACUAAUGGUGGCCUAUUAGGACUUGAGCCAUCCAAACCACCUGAUUUCACCAUGCCAAGUUCUAUAAGUCAAGAUUCUGCUAACAGAAGUCACAGUGAGACACACGAAUGCGAACAUAGUCCAUUAGUUGAGAAUGCUGGCUGUAAUGAUAAGGAUUUGAGUUCUAAAUGCUCCAUAUCAUGCUCGGAGAAUCAAGAUGAUGGCAUCACUUUCAAGAAAAUACCUAACGGAUUUUCACCCACUGAGUUGUAUCCAAAGCUUCGUAAUCUUGGUGAUACAAUGGAACCUGGGACUGUGUUGCCAGUUGUUCCAUAUGGAAAAUCCACUUCCAAUGAAGCGAUUCAGGGGAAUGAGGAAAGCUCUUCUCGGGUUUUUGGGCUUGGUCGUAUGUUACUUGUGAAUGGUUUUGGUAGAAAAGCUGCACAGGCUCACGAUGACGGAUCUGAGCCAGCUAGUUAUUCAAAUGCUGGUGUACUGGACCAGAAAAAUGAGCAGCACAGAGUUGAGUACCAAGCAUUUCCGGAGACAUCCUUCAGAGAUCAGUUUGAGCAUGGAACUGGUAUUGAUUCAUCUCCUUCGUCACCACCACUUGAACAUAUGAAAAUAUCUUUCCUUCCCGUAGAUGGCAUUGAAACUUCCAUACUCAAACUGAAAUUAUCUGAUGGCAAUCAAGGCCAUGAAAGCGUAAGAGACAUGUUUCAGUCAUUUCAGUUGAUCCCAGAACCUGCUAUUGCCUUGCAUGAAUUUGGUUCUGAUUCCGAUGAUGACACAUUCUGUAGAUCAUCUCCAUAUAUAUCAGAUGAUUGUCAUAGUCAACUCUCGGAGUCGAAUUCUGAACAAUGGGAAUCUAGUGAAACUCUAGAAAGAAAUAACCAUGGACUGUAUGAUGGUUUAUGUGGAAUCUCAUCAGAGGAACUUAUAUCCACCUCCCCGGAACUGGGCGGAAUAUCCCAUAAUGCCACUUAUGAUGAUGGUGGAAGUAAAAGUGUGCACACCGAGAAUGGUCUGGAACAUUCUCUCUCUGAUCCUGUACUUGAUCUUCCAAGUUUCGAUGCUUUGGGACCUGUACUUCAGCAAGAAACAAAAGAUGAUUCAGAUCCAAAGGAUCUCCCCGGUUUGAGAUGUUCAGUGGAUUAUACACCAGGACCACCACCUCUCCCUCCAGUGGAAUGGCGUGCUUCAAAACCUCCCUCGAAUGUUACAGAAGAAAAACAAGAUGCAUUCGAAGGUUUUCGACAUGCAUUAAAUGCAGAACUAUUGGGGUCUAUCACCCUCCAGCAACCUAAGCCACCAGUACAGCAACAACAAAUGAAUGAGGAUUUCAUUAAACCAAAACGCAAGCAGGACCAGCACUUGAAUGGGCAGAAAGAAGCUGAUCAGGCUCUUAAUGGCAAAGGGAUGGACGAAAAAGAAGAUUUCCUACAACAAAUCAGAACAAAGUCAUUCAACCUGAGACGCACAGUACCAGCUAAGGCAGCCGACACACCAGUACCCACCACCAAUUUCAAAGUCACUGCAAUUUUAGAGAAAGCAAACGCCAUUCGCCAGGCUGUUGGGAGCGAUGAAGGUGACGAUGACGAUACCUGGAGUGACACUUGAUUCGAUCGUGGCUAUUCCAUCCCGGGAAAAACAAUCCGCUUGUUGGUUGGAGUUCACAAACUUGGCCGAGGCUGUGUUAUAUAUAUGUGAAUAACUUGAGUUUCUUUUGUAAUUAGGUGUAGGUGCUAAUCUUGUAUCCAUCCAGUGCAGUAAUUUUGAUUGAUCCCUUUACAUAUUUGAGGCAACCAUUUAUGUAAAGGGUGGUCCUAUCCACACACGCCUUUUUACCUUUCACACACUUCAUAUUAAUUUUUGUCAUUUGAUCUGACAACCGAAAAUUGAGAAAAGUGUGUAGAAGGUAAAAAAGGUGCGUGGAUAGCACCACCCUAUAUAAAAUGCCUAAAUAUAUAAAUUGUUGCUGUUUGAUUAUAUUUCGAGAAAUUGCUUUCUUAAUUUCUACUAAUUAAUGAAAUCCUCUUUGUCAA
Malus domestica (apple) is the source of this 4872-nucleotide messenger RNA. The record is from RefSeq and is a predicted model, not a curated record. Lineage: Eukaryota; Viridiplantae; Streptophyta; Magnoliopsida; Rosales; Rosaceae.